Moneuplotes crassus is the source of this 1458-nucleotide messenger RNA. NCBI's taxonomy places the organism in Eukaryota, Ciliophora, Spirotrichea, Euplotida, Euplotidae. The record is from the annotation of a GenBank genome assembly.
UGAUUAUGACCACUUUUAGAGAAAAAGAACGAGAAGAGAGCUUAAACCAGAUUUUAAAGGAGAAAAUCCAAAUCCUUCAGGAGAAAUAUGACCGCCUUUUGGAUCUAACUGACCAUUAUGAGGAGACGAGAGAGCUAGAGAUUGAAAAUUCGAGAUACUGCUUGGAGAAUACUUCACUUAAAAACCAGCUGUUGAAGUAUCAGCAGAUGAAUUCGGAUCUUGAGCAACAGAAAUAGUCAUCUCAUGAAAGUUUUAAAAUCACAUGAAAAGUUUUGCGGCCAACAAGAAUUUACAGAGUCCCAACUUAAAAUUUCAAAACAAGAAAUUGUGCAAACCAAGCCAAAGUCAAGACACACAUUCGUUAGAUAUUUUGAUAGCCCUCCUGAUAGCUUAGAGAGUGACAGCUAUGAGAAGACCAAUGUGGUAAAGGAAGUUGAGAUUCAGAAGACUCUGCAAAGUCCAAGAAAGAAGAAUACUAAUCAAGAAAGUUUACUAAAAUAUCAAUUAACGAAGCUUGAAUCUGAGAAAAUCAUGUUUGAGACUCAGAAAUAAAUCAUUACUUGAAAAUGAGCAACUUAUUGCUAAAAAUAAAAGCCUUGAAGAGUUCAACCAUUUCCUCAAGAGCCAAAUCCAAGCUGAAGAGAUGCUAAUCGAGGAAUUAUCUCAGAAGUUAUCAACCUGAUCUGACUCCACCUCAGGAUCCUCCCAGAUGAGGUAUGAUGGCAAAUCAUGAGACCAUAGUGGCUUCCAUGAUGGAGCUCCUCAAGGAGAUGCCAUUACUGAUGAGGAUAGUUCAGAUUUGCUCAAUAAUAGCGACUACAAGAAUCCGUUUAAUUCUUACGAAAGCCAGAUGGACGAGAAUGAAAAGUUAGAGAAAUUAACAACCGACAGCUUCUUUAAUGACAGAGAGCCCCUCACAGGAAAACAUUUUGAUAUGAAAGAAAGCUUCCAGGAUGAACUUGAGAGGCUAGGAUUUAACCGAGAUGCUAUGGAUACCUCCAAUGAUUACUAUCAGUGCCAUAGCCAAGAGAGUUAUCAAAGUGAGGCAGAUGAAAGUCUCCUACAAGAUGUAGAACAACGCAUAGCUGUUCUUCUUGAUGGAAAGAAUAUGCAAAUCGAGCAAAAUAAUUCACAAACAUUGUUGGAAGAUCUCAGAGAGGUUAAUUACAGCUGAGAUUCACAUCAGAAUUAUGAGUAUUUCGAUUUAUCACAAUUAAGUAAGUCCGAUGGUGAAGAUGUAAUUGGAGAGGAAGAUGAAUCAGAAGUUCAUCAUCUAUUCUCGAAACUGAAGCCUACUGAAAUACUUGGGCAAUGAAAUAGCUCAAAGGCUAAUGAUGUAUCUCAGUCUGUCAGCUCUAUUCUUUUCCCAGCUCCAAAAAGCAUCGGAGAAGCAUUUUACCAGCAGAAUUGAUUCCUCCGGCCAUGCAUUUCACCAUUUUAUUCUUAAGAGAAUUUAGA